AUGGACGGUCAACGAUAUAAAAUAAUCCUCUUUAAUGUAAUAUUGAACGAAAAAAAUGAGCCACAACCAGGAGGGCAAGAAAUUGGGACAAAAUUUUCACAAAAAUACGAUACUGUAACGUUUAAAUUGAGCAAAGAAUGGGUUGAAUCUAUGGAAGUUUAUGAAGAGGAUACAGGGCACUUUAAGUAUAAGAAAAAUAACCAAUUUUCUAUUUAUGUUUUUGGACAUAAUGAGAAUGUGUGGGGCUUCUUGGUAAGAUAUCUAAGAGUAGAGAACGGUCUCGAUCAAAAUCUCUCGAGAGUUUUUUGA
Messenger RNA from Meloidogyne enterolobii, 309 nucleotides. The record is from the annotation of a GenBank genome assembly. Lineage: Eukaryota; Metazoa; Nematoda; Chromadorea; Rhabditida; Meloidogynidae.